Messenger RNA from Sinocyclocheilus rhinocerous, 2824 nucleotides. RefSeq names its product NOP2/Sun RNA methyltransferase 2. Gene Ontology annotation, biological process: tRNA methylation. Bases 187 to 2403 code for a protein of 738 amino acids. The transcript is spliced from 18 exons. Lineage: Eukaryota; Metazoa; Chordata; Actinopteri; Cypriniformes; Cyprinidae. Gene Ontology annotation, cellular component: nucleus; cytoplasm. Gene Ontology annotation, molecular function: tRNA binding; tRNA (cytidine-N5)-methyltransferase activity. The record is from RefSeq and is a predicted model, not a curated record.
GGUAGAAAAAGAAAAGCUUCUGCAUAUAAGUCAGGCAAUAAUGCGGGCACCAAGGAAGGGGUCUUUCAGUCGAAUGUGCGCUUGUUUAGAUUGCGUCACGAACACGUGAGUACAGAAGGAGCUGAGAAGCGCAGUUCAAUCAAAACGCAACGCAGGUUUAUAUCCAGAGUUAUAUGCGUGUCCAACAUGGGCAGGAAAAACAGAAACAGACAAAGAGCUCAGCAGGACAGAGAUGGAAGACCAGAGGGGAAAAGAAACAGAGAUGAUGCUGGCUGGGGAGCUGGAUACUCUGAGAUCAUCAAGGAAAACAAACUCUUUGAGCAUUACUACACGGAGCUGAAGAUUGUUCCCGAGGGAGAGUUUGAGGAGUUCAUGGAGGCCAUGAGGGAGCCACUGCCAGCUACAAUACGCAUCACUGGAUACAAGAGUCAUGCCAAAGAAAUCCUUCAUACUCUUAAAGAGAAAUACUUCAAAGAGGUUCAAGAUCUUGAGGUGGAUGGGCAGAAGAUCGAGGCUCCUCAGCCCUUAAGUUGGUAUCCUGAUGAACUUGCAUGGCACACUAACCUGAGCAGAAAGAUUCUGCGCAAAUCUCCACUCCUGGAGAAAUUCCACCAGUUCUUGGUCAGCGAAACUGAAUCGGGGAAUAUUAGCAGACAGGAAGCAGUCAGUAUGAUUCCUCCUCUUCUACUGAAAAUUGAGCCUCAACAUAAGAUUCUGGACAUGUGUGCAGCUCCAGGAUCGAAGACUGCUCAACUAAUAGAGAUGCUUCACUCUGACAUGGAUGUGCCUUUCCCUGAGGGUUUUGUAAUUGCCAAUGAUGUGGAUAACAAGCGCUGUUACCUGCUGGUCCACCAGGCCAAGAGAUUGAACAGUCCGUGUAUUAUGGUGGUCAACCAUGACGCCUCUAGCAUUCCACGUCUGCACUUAGAACAGGACGGGAAGAAGGACGUCCUGUUUUAUGACCGGAUCCUGUGUGAUGUACCCUGCAGUGGAGAUGGAACGAUGAGGAAAAACAUUGAUGUGUGGAAAAAAUGGACAACCAGCAACAGCCUCCAUCUCCACGGGCUGCAGACCAGGAUCGCAGUGCGUGGAGUGGAGCAGCUGGCAGUAGGGGGCAGGAUGGUGUACUCCACCUGCUCUCUGAACCCCAUCGAGGAUGAAGCCGUCAUCGCUGCUCUGCUGGAGAAGAGUGAAGGUGCUUUAGAGUUAGCAGAUGCCUCUGCAGAUCUCCCAGGACUCAAAUAUAUGCCUGGAAUUACAUCUUGGAAGGUAAUGACCAAAGAGGGUCAGUGGUUCUCUGACUGGUCAGAGGUGCCAACAAGUCGACACACUCAGAUCAGACCCACCAUGUUUCCACCAACAGACCCAGAAAAGCUGGCCAAUAUGAAGCUGGAGAGAUGUAUGAGAAUAUUGCCCCAUCACCAGAACACCGGUGGGUUUUUUGUGGCUGUGUUGGUGAAGAAGGCGCCCAUGCCAUGGAACCGCCGUUACCCAAAGCUUCGUAAUAAGGAGGUGAACUCCUCCAGUGAGGCGGCUCCUGCAGAGGAGCUGCAGAUGGGGGGGUCUCCCGCUGUCGUCCCACCAGCAGACGGUUCAUCCGCUGGCGCCCCUAUGGAAGCAGUGGAGGGCGAGACUCCUGCAGAGGGAAACCCGUCUGUCCCAGAUACCCCUGACCCUUCAGAGGUCAAGAAAGAUAAUGUCUGUGGCCCCCCUCCUCCAAAGAAGAUGAAACUCUUUGGCUUCAAAGAGGAUCCUUUUGUGUUUCUGACAGAGGAUGACCCCAUCUUCCCUCCCAUCCAAGCUUUCUACAACCUGUCUCCAGAUUUCCCCAAGCUGAACGUAUUGACUCGCACCCAUGAAGGAAAGAAGAGGCACCUGUACAUGGUGUCCAAAGAGCUCCGAAAUGUUCUGCUCAACAACAGCGAGAGAAUGAAGGUUAUAAACACGGGCGUGAAGGUCUGGUCCAGAAAUACUGAUGGAGAACAGUUUGGUUGUGCUUUCAGACUGGCUCAGGAGGUGGGUCAUAUGUUGUUCUCUCUUUCUCCAGAAAUGGGCAGCAUUGUUUUACGAUACCUACCAGAUCCACAGGAUCUUGAUGCUCCUCAGUGCCCUAUAGAUUUGUGCGGCUGGAGAGGAAAAACUUCCAUCAGGGCUUUUGUCCCACGUAAUGAGCGUCUUCAUUACCUCCGCAUGGUGGGGGUGGAAGUCUUCCGUGACAAACAGGGCAAGAGGAAAGAUGGUUCAACAGAAACCCAGGAAGGAAGCACAAAAGAUGCCGCGGGACUGAGCCAAGAGGCGGAUCUCUUAGAACAGGAAGGUGAAGAAACGGAGCAAACCGGUUCAGAGUCCAACACUAAUGACACCGAACCUGUUAGCAGCUCUUGUGAUGGGCCUACAAGUUAGUUAUCUAAGCAGUUAGUAUGGGUCAGGAGAAAAAUGAAAGGCUCCACUAGGUCUUUUGUGUUUUUUUUUCUUGUUUUUUUCCCCAGACUGCACACUUGUACAUGAGCAUCUGGUUGGCUAACCUCUGAAGAACUGAUCUGGAAAAAAAUUGAUUUUUAUUUUAUCAGAACUUUUUAAAAUAUUGAUUAAAAGCAUUUGCUGUUGGAUAUGUUUUUAUAGUUUGUUUUAUGUUGUUCAAGGGACAGAUUUAAUGAAGUCACAUUUGUUACUCAUUUUGCAUUAAUAGUGUCUAAGGGCUGCACACUAGCUCAGUCUUAAAAUGCAUUUCAUUUUCUCAGAUGCUUGUACAUGAUUUACACAUUGUACAUUAUGCCAAUUUGUUCAUUGUUACAAUACUUGAAAUAAACUGCAUUUGUCAAUA